AUAAAAUUGGCAACUAUGAGGUACAAGCGAGGUGUGCAAGUAGUUCGGUACGCAGAAUAGUACCUCGACAUCAGCCUUUGACAUUGGAAGAUUUCAGAAAACAAUAAUAAAUUCAUCUGACUAUAAAAGAAAUACAUAGUCCAAUAGCUCCAGAGUGACAAACCCGAUAGUUGUUGGGAUGUAAACAAAUCCCCGAGGCGAAAAUUUCGAGAUUGAAUUGAUUUCUUGACGGUGGAAGAUCUAGCAUGGGAUGGAAGCAACCGAGUUAUUUAUGAAAAUAUGUGGAGAUGAAUACUAAAAUUAUUAUUCAUGGUGAACCAGGGAAAUUACUAGGCAACACAAGAAGAAAUUGUCCAUAUCAGGUUCCCAAAUUGUUCAGUGACAUGGAAGAUGCUGACUACUAUAUACAGGCAGCCAAACGACUACAGAAGAAAAACAACGGAUACAAAUUAAAAAUUAUAGUUAUUCCGUGGUAUUCAUGUGUUAUGUUUGUUAUUUCAAAUAAACAUGAUAAUAGGUAA
Molecule: messenger RNA, 521 nt
Organism: Acanthoscelides obtectus
Lineage: Eukaryota; Metazoa; Arthropoda; Insecta; Coleoptera; Chrysomelidae
Source: the annotation of a GenBank genome assembly